GAGUUAGUGGCAUCAUGAAUCACAAGGCGGAGCGUAUGCGUUGGCGGUGUGAGCUCGAGCGUGCGUGUAUAUUGCUAUAUAAGAAGCAGGCGAGAGUCAUUCGUCUGAGCUGCUGUGUCUGCGCGCGCGCGUGUGUGUGCCCUUUAAACGGUGAGCAGUUUGGAGGCUCGGGACUGCGCGAUUGCCCAGCUGCGUCUCGGGGUUUCCAAUACGGCAACCGUAUUGGCAGCGCGCAUCGAAUCCGUGCAGAACUCCCAACGGACUCAACACGUGGCGAGGGCCAACAGCACUCGCAGGCGGGCAAACUUUACGGCAGCAGUCGCAGAAGCAACUCGAGUACAACCGUGCCGCACUUAUUUCAAACGAUUUCCUGCGCCAGCUACGUCGACGAAAUGGCAGUAACUCGUGAAGGAUUCCUCGUGAAAAGGGGUCACGUUGUUCACAACUGGAAGGCUCGCUGGUUCGUCCUGGACUCGAACCAGAUCCUUUACUACCGGAGAGAGGGAGGGGGCAGCCCCAUGUCCCUGAAGGGCUCCUUCCCACUGCAAGGGGUCACGGUUGAAUCCCCCUGCCUGGAAUUCAGCAACCGCACCACGGUGUUCAAGCUCCAGGUGCCGAGCAAGGGGAGCUUCUACCUGCAGCCGUCGAGCCGCGAGGAGCGCGACUCGUGGGUUGCGGACAUCCACGCGGCGUUGGGCAGCUCGGUCGGGGGCAGCCCCAACAGCCCCCCGCAGUCCCUGACUCCCUCACCCCAAGCACACAGCCCAUCGCUCACCGGGCCCAAUGUCAACCUCGCGGAGUUGGUGGAGAAGAUGAAGGACACCGCGCUGGGGAUCGCGUCCGAGUCUCAUCACGAGCAAAGCGUCACCUACCGGCACUGCUUCACAGGGGCGAGCGUGGUGGACUGGCUGCUGGCACGCGGGGUGGCGCCGUCUCGCAACGAGGCCGCCCUGCUCGCCUCCAUGCUCCUGCAGGGCGGCCUCCUGGAAGCGACCAGCAGUCGCGGGAGGGCAGCCGCCUCCCUGCCCGACCUCGCCCAGCGCUUCCUCGACGGAUCCGAUGCGUUCUACUGCCUGUCUGAAAACAACAGCAAGUUUGGCACGGAGCUGACGGCCAAAGAGAUCAUCAGCGGAAUCUCAUUCUCCGGGAAGAUCAUUCUGCAGGGUUACCUGAUGAAACAGGGACAUCGGCGUAGGAACUGGAAAGUGAGAAAGUUCAUCCUGAGAGAAGAACCAUCUUACCUGCACUACUAUGACCCCACUAAGGAGAGAUCCGAGCGCCCUCUGGGGGGGUUCCCCGUCCGGGGCUGCCUGGUCACGGCGCUGGAUGACGGAGGUGUGCCUCCCGGCGUGAGGGGGAACGUGCAGGAUAACCUCUUCGAGGUGAUCACGGCGGACGAGGUCCGAUUUUAUCUGCAGGCUGCGUCGGCAGCCCAGCGCAGCGAAUGGAUCCGGGCCAUCAGGCAGCUCAGCUGAAUGCACUUCUCCCUCCGCCCGGGCCAUCACGCCAACGCUCGGUUCGGCAGCCCCGCGUGUAACCCUCUCAACACGCGCCCCAAAUCUGUAGAAGCCGGCGCUGCGUACGUUCGUUUGUCGUCUGCAAACAAAAGGACGCUCCAACGUAUUCGUCAAUCGCGCUGCCCUGAAACGAACGUGCCGUGAAGAAGGGCCAUUGCUCGAAACGUCGUUUGUUAUAUGUAUUAUUAUUAUUAAGGCCCGCAGUUUUAUUGAUGAAUGUGUUGAGUUGCUUUGUUGAUUGUGCCUGGUCAGCAGCAUCACCAAAUGAUGUCUUUGUGCAUUAGCUCCGUCCAUCUGUCUGGUGGAGAGGGGACCAGGAUAACUCGUGAAGAUGAUGCAACACUUGCUAUUGGGGAAUCGCCCUGGAGAAAACUGACCACAUUGAUCAAAGGUUCAAAGGUCAAAUCCUGUCGACACAAACCCAGAGCACAGAGCACUUAUUUGUAAAUAUGCAAACACGUCUGUCGCCCCGCUCGGCUACCCGUCGUCUUCUGUACCGUCAGUUAAAUACCUCCCGAAGACAAACGCGCACAUUUGGAAAGUGUUACACGUAAUCCAGCGCGUAGGCAUGUUUUUUUUCCAUUGCCAGUUUCACCGGGAAAACCGCAACGAGUCUCAGAACCCAAUUUACUUCAGGAGGGUCCUGCUACACCGGGAUGUUUGGCGGCCAAUUUCAUCGGUGGGCGUUUGGCUUCGUGUGGGAGGAAACAGGAGAACCCGGAGUAAAUUCCACGUGUUAUAGGGAAACCGUUUUAUACAGAAACCGUUUUAUAUAGAAACCCUGUUAUAUAGAAAACUUUUAUAUAGAAACCGUUUUAUAUAGAAACCCUGUUAUAUAGAAACCCUGUUAUAUAUAAACCAUUUAUAUAGAAACCGUUUUAUAUAGAAACCCUGUUAUAUAGAAACCGUGUUAUGUACAAAAACCGUGUUAUAUAGAAACCCUGUUAUAUAGAAACCCUGUUAUAUAGAAACCGUGUUAUAUAGAAACCGUGUUAUAUAGAAAAGGUGUUAUAUAGAAACGGCUUAAACAUUUGACGUUUAGCUCAGAUAGUCGAUUAUAAUCGUGGCACCC
Messenger RNA from Petromyzon marinus (sea lamprey), 2589 nucleotides. Its product is annotated as pleckstrin-2-like. The record is from RefSeq and is a predicted model, not a curated record. Lineage: Eukaryota; Metazoa; Chordata; Hyperoartia; Petromyzontiformes; Petromyzontidae. Gene Ontology annotation, cellular component: plasma membrane. Gene Ontology annotation, biological process: actin cytoskeleton organization; intracellular signal transduction.